GCAUUAGUUUUAUCAAAUUGACAUUUUUGAGUUUGACACUGACAUUUGACAGUUAUGUUAUGUUAAUGUUUUGCUAAUGUUUGUUUUCGUCAAGUUACUGCAGUUUUCAUAGUAAACAAAAAUAAAAACUACCUCUAAAAUAUUACCCUCCUUCUGACGCAGUCGGAUAAAAACAUACCACUUUUGUAGGUGUUUAUUCAGCAAAUCAUGGAAAAAGUCACCUUAGAUAUCACAAGUGUGUGUCGAAUAUGCUUUGAACUGAAAACUGAUACUCGUUCGCUGUUUACAAAAGAAAACGAAAGUUCAAUUCACGAGAAACUGGUGAACCAUACGAAUCUAGAUCUCCAUAUAGACGAUGGCGGUCCGGUGACCAUUUGUGAACAGUGCUAUGAAGAAUUUAAUGUAUUUGUUGUGUUCUUGGACAAAUGUAAAAGAUCCAAUGCAUUGUUUCAACAAUUCAAACAAAAUGUCAAAGAUUCCUGUGACUUUGACAGCAGUGCCAACUAUUCCAUACAUGCAGAUGAACUGAACACAAAGAACACUUCCAAGUGUAACAAAGAUAAUUUAACUCCAAGUGUGGAUACUGUUCCCUUGAAGAGUGCACAGAGCACGUCUGCGACACACAAGUGUCAGUUGUGCUGCAAAGUAUUCACAAGGAAGUUCAAUUAUAAACUGCAUCUCAAGAGACACAGCGGCGAGCGCGAGUGGCAGUGCGCGCGGUGCGGCGCGGCGACGCUGACGCGCGUGCUGGCGCUGCGCCACUGCUCGCCCGGCGCGCGCAGGCUGUGCCCCGCCGCCGGCUGCGGCAGCAGCUUCACCUCCGCCACCAACCUCAACAUCCACAUCAGGAGACACAACGGAGAACGCCCGUACAGCUGUGCAGAGUGCGGCAAGAGUUUUGGCAGCAAGAACAUUCUGAGUGAUCACAUCAGAGUGCAUACAGGCGUGAAGCCGUACCUGUGCGCCACGUGCGGGCGGCGCUUCGCCACCAACAAGCUGGCGGCGCACGCGCGCACCCACGCGCCGCGCGCGCACGCCUGCGCCGCCUGCCCGCGCCGCUUCGCCGACGCGCGCGCCGCCCGCCUGCACGCGCGCACGCACGCGCCGCCCGCGCGCCCGCACGCCUGCGCCGCGUGCCCCGCGCGCUACUGCCACAAGCAGUCGCUCAACAAGCACCUGCGCAAGCGCCACGGCCUGGUGCGCACUCUCACUUGGUAUACUGCUGCACGAGUUACAAUCAAAUCGUUACCAUCUUUUACCGUUUGCAGAAGUCCCAUUACACUUUUCGGUCUCGCCCCCUCCGCUCAGAGUCGAUGUCAGAGUCAGACGCACGAUAAGGAACUUCGAUCCAAAAAACAUGUGUACUGUAGACCAAACGACUUAAGUAGAAGUUCUUUCAAAAAUUAUCUCCUGAUAAUUUUACAUGAUAAUGUGUGGGUUGUGACCCACACAUCAUCAUGUAAUGCGCAAAAAAGGAUUGUUUUAAAGUUCUCUGGAAACGCCAUCUACUGGUAGUUUGAAAUAACAGUCACUGUUUCACUGUGCCUGUAGGUGGCGCACGCAGUAGCGCAGCACGCUUCGCCCGAUUAUUAUUUGUAACGCAUUCACCAAACUCACUCCUCAAGUCAAGUGUUCGGAAAAAAAUAUUCACUUCAAAAAUAUAAUAAUUCAUAACUAUUCCAUAAUGAGUAGUUUCCUAUUUGAAAGUUGGUAGCUAUGUUCAGUUGAGUUUCAAUAUGUUAACAAUAUCGGAACAUUGAUGUCUACAGGUAACCCAAAAAACGUAAUAUAUGACUUUGCAAAUCAUAUCUUCAUAAUUAUUAUCUUUUAUAAUUUUUAUAAUAAUAUUAAAGUUAUAUUGUGCUGUGAUAGAUAGAUUAGCCUGAAUAUAUUUUUUUUCUUCUUUUCAGAAAACAUCAUAGAAUGUAAAGAAAACAACCUAUUGACGAGAAAAAACUUAUCGAAAAAAAUGUACUUAAAGAUUAGUUUUGUGAAAACUUUGAAACUAAACGCUCAGGCAGAAAGUAUAAGCGUCCGCCACGAGAUGUCGC
Molecule: messenger RNA, 2051 nt
Organism: Bicyclus anynana (squinting bush brown)
Lineage: Eukaryota; Metazoa; Arthropoda; Insecta; Lepidoptera; Nymphalidae
Product: zinc finger protein 846
Exons: 5
Coding region: 208-1515 (435 amino acids)
Biological process (GO): regulation of transcription by RNA polymerase II
Cellular component (GO): nucleus
Molecular function (GO): DNA-binding transcription factor activity, RNA polymerase II-specific; RNA polymerase II cis-regulatory region sequence-specific DNA binding; zinc ion binding
Source: RefSeq, a predicted model, not a curated record